AUGCUGCGGAUCAUUGAGGCCUUCAUCCAGAGGGAACAGUACGACUACCUAUACAUUGAUGGCACGGUGACCGGGGACGAGCGGCAGCGGAGGGUGGAUGAAUUCAACUCCAGGCCCAGCGUGUUCCUGUUCCUGGCCACCACUGGGUCUGGCGGCGUCGGCCUCAAUCUCACAGCAGCCAACAGGGUCGUGGUCUUCGACCCAAGCUGGGAUCCCAGCCAGGACCUGCAGGCCCAGGACCGAGCGUACCGCCUGGGGCAGCGGCGCGACGUCCAGGUGUACCGCCUGCUGGCCACAGGGACGAUGGAGGAGAUGAUCUACAAGCGCCAGGUCUACAAGCAGCAGCAGACCAACCAGGUGAUCUACGGCACCACUGAGAAGCGCCACUUCGAGGGCGUCAAGGGCCACAAGGGCAAGGUGGGUGAGCUGUUUGGCAUCAUCAACCUCCUCAAGUACACACCAGAGGCCGUGGACACGGCGGACAUUGCCGCGGAGACCGCCGCGCGCCUGGCGAACAGCGAGGAGGCGGCCUCCCAGGGCGCUGCCCCUGCGGACGCCGCAGGCGCCGCGGCAGCGGCGGCGGGUGGGGCCGCAGCCAAGCCCAGCUAUGUGAUUGUCACCCUGGACCGCCCUUUGGAGCAGAUUGUUGCUGAAAAUGCACAGGAGGAGGAGGAGGAAGAGGGGGAGGGGGACGCCUCUGUGGAUGAGGAGGGCGAGGAGGAGAGCGAGGCCGCGGGCGGCGGCGGCGACGGCAAGGGCGGGUCGCAGGGGCAGCGCCGGCCGGGCGCGGAUGGCAAGGCGGGGCCGGGCGGCGGAGGGAGGGGCGGCGGCGCGGCGCUCAGCCGGCGGUGGCGCCAGGUCAUCAGAGAUGAGGAGGACGAAGAGGAGGAGGAGGAGGAGGGAGAGGGGCAGGAGCGCGCCGCGGCUGGCCCAGUGGGACGACGAUGA
Monoraphidium neglectum is the source of this 948-nucleotide messenger RNA. Its product is annotated as DNA excision repair protein ERCC-6. The transcript is spliced from 10 exons. The record is from RefSeq and is a predicted model, not a curated record. NCBI's taxonomy places the organism in Eukaryota, Viridiplantae, Chlorophyta, Chlorophyceae, Sphaeropleales, Selenastraceae. The coding region runs from base 1 to 948 and encodes 315 amino acids.